Messenger RNA from Durotheca rogersii, 890 nucleotides. RefSeq lists its product as uncharacterized. The record is from RefSeq and is a predicted model, not a curated record. NCBI's taxonomy places the organism in Eukaryota, Fungi, Ascomycota, Sordariomycetes, Xylariales, Xylariaceae. The coding region runs from base 128 to 724 and encodes 198 amino acids. The transcript has a single exon.
ACCCGGCUGGACAGCCAGACGGGUGGACAGACCGGCGGCGAGCGGGUGCCGCUGCCAUGUAGCUGGUACAUACAUGGCCUGUUCUCUACAAACCCUCCUCUCUGCACUCGCCGGGGGCUUCCAGUGAAUGAAUGGGCUUGCUGCUGGUGCCGCUGCUGGUGCCGCCGCUGGUGCUUCUGAGAUCUCCCCAGCCUCUCGAUUUCAUGCAGAGCCGUCUACCCGUCUCUUCUUAGCUGCCUCCUGUCUGUCUCUCUCUCUCUCUCUGUCUGUCUAUCUAUCUGUCCGUCUUGUCUACGGCCCACCCACCACCAUCCACACACACACACAUCCCCCCCCCCUCUCCUCCCUUCUCCCUCCUCCUCCUCCUCCUCCUCCUCCCUCCAAUCCACACGCCCGCUCAUCCACCCCAGUUCUUAUUCCAUGUCCCCCAUGUCUAUCCCCAUGUCCCGUCCCAUAUCCUCGAACCCCCCCUCCUCCCUCUCUCUCCUCAACGCCCAAUACCUGCCCACUUACUCACCCUCACCCAUUCCUCCUCACCCAUUUCCGCACUUCCCCCUCAGUAACCAUUCCUACCGCGCUUCCCAGCUCCGCCGCGCAAAUUGGCCAGCUGCCUAUCCGACUUCUAUUUCACCGGUUGCGCCUCCGGCUUCGUUUGUCCGGCCCAUUCGCCUUUGCGACAACUCGGUCUGACCGGACCCGAGCUCAUCUCGCCGGCGGUAGCUGAGGUGUAUUGCCGAGUUCGACGGAAUCAUCGUCGUAGGCGCGCACAUCAUAACCACGGGAUCGGCAAGCUACGCGGAUACAUACCUACACACAUAUAUAGAGAGAGAGAGAGAAAGAGAGAGUUGCCCGAUUCGCAACCGGCCGGAUACCUCGGACAUCGAUUGCAA